Ambispora leptoticha is the source of this 429-nucleotide messenger RNA. NCBI's taxonomy places the organism in Eukaryota, Fungi, Glomeromycota, Glomeromycetes, Archaeosporales, Ambisporaceae. The record is from the annotation of a GenBank genome assembly.
AUAGAAAAAUUACGAAAUUCUCAGUUAGAAAAUAAUGAAGAAAUCUCUAAAGAGCCGUUCCAAGGGACCGAAAGUAAUAAUAAUGAAACAAUACAAAACUUGGAAAAUUCUUUGAACAUGGUCUUGAAGGAACAAAAGGAAGUCUUGCUUGCAGUGUUUCAAAGUUUCACUAAAACGAUUACUAAUAAAUUGAAAGAGCACGGAGAUCACGGGAUCGAAGAUCUGUUAUCUUCUCAGUGGUGGUUUUGGUGGGCCUAUGGGUUUUUUAGGGAAGUGGGACGAGCGUAUUCUGCUCAAUAUGCAAAGUUUAUUGUGACCUUGGAAACUAUCGUUAUUACCCCAGGUGUCGACACUAAAAUUGAGGAGAUCAUAUCCAUCAUAAAAGCACUUUCAACCGACCAAGACACGGUUACCAUAAGUCAAAUUUAA